CGUGAUGCGGAGUAGGAGGAAGCGGGCCCCGCGAUCCUUGUCCUUGGGGCUCGCUUGCUCUCUCUCUCUCUUUCAGUCGACGAGGAAGCUCCGAGUCGUGCGCGCUCGAUUAUACACGCGUCGAUUUGAGGCUCUCACUGGGCCACGUGUGCGCGUUUAUAUGUGAGACGUGAUCGACAAUAGUGCGUGGGAGACAAUGAGGGCGGCUGUGGUUUUGUUGUUGAGCCUUGCGGGGGUGGUGUGGGCUGCCGAGGACUUGAGGCCCAUGAGCGCUGCGCUGCCGAAGAACGUCAGCGGGUUCCUGGUCAAUCGCGGUGGACAGUUUUACCUGCAGCCUGUUUUUGUGAAUGAGAGCGCCGCGAAGAAUCUCGUCGACCAGCAACUCGAAAGCGAUUCGCGCGGAAACGAGGAAGAAAGCUGGAGCGAAACGGAGGAAGAAAAAGACGAAAGUGGAUUGCCGCAGACGACCGUCGUCUCUUUCGAUUACGAGGAAAAAGCCGACGACGACAGCAACAUCGAAGACGAGCCGAGCUGGCAGAAGCGGCCAAAGUCAUGGUGGCAACAGCUCAGCACCUCGAGAUCCCGAGCUCGUGGAUUUUCGCUCUUCGGUGCGAUCGAGUCGGCUUUCAGCUCGGUUACCAAGUUCCUCGGCAAUUUCAUCGGGGACGACGACGAUGAAGCUGACGCGCAGAGCAACGCCGUUAGCUACAAGGAUUAUCAGAUGCUCAGGAUCACGCCGAAGAGUCAGAGACAAGUGAGACACCUGCAGGAACUGAAGGACAACGAGCCCGACGAUGUCAAGUUCUGGACAGUUCCGGCUAAGGACAAAGCCACGGACCUUGUGGUUUCCCCGGUAAUUCUGAAAGACGUAAAGGAAUUCCUGCAAGAGAAGAAGAUUGAAUACACCAUUCUAGUAAACGAUCUUCAGAAACUCAUCAAAUCGCAAAAUCCGAGGAUGCCGAAGGAGCGUCGGCAGGAUUUGUACUCCCUUCAGGGGCACUCUAUGACGUGGAAGAGAUACCAUCGUUACAAGGAUAUCAUGGGUUACCUAGACUACCUGGCCUCCAAGUAUCCCCAGCUCGUGGAGGUGUUCUCGAUAGGCAAAAGCUUCGAGGGCCGUGCUCUGAAAGUCAUAAAGGUGUCGACCGGCGCCAAAAGAAACGGCGAGCCGAAGUCAUCAAUCUGGAUUGAUGCCGGAAUGCACGCGCGGGAAUGGAUCAGCACCGCUGUGGCAACCUACAUAUUAAACCAAUUAGUCGAGAGGAAUGAGAACUACACUCGACUUCUCGACCUCACCGAUUGGAUCAUAAUGCCGAUCGCCAAUCCCGACGGCUACGAGUUCACCCACACCGAUGACCGACUUUGGCGGAAAACUCGCAGUAUUCAUGAUUCUGACUCUGAUGAGUCAUUCAGACAAGCCCCAGGUAUCUUCAACGCGCUGUCGCAGUAUACGAAGUGGUUGUUUGGCACCUGUGAAGGUGUGGACCCCAACAGGAAUUUCAACAUCCACUGGGGCGAGAGUAAGAUAGCCGGCGCCAGUAAGGAUCCGUGCCAUGAGACAUACGGCGGACCCAGUCCCUUCUCCGAGCCCGAGACCAGAGCCAUGUCCAAUUACAUCAUGAACAAUAAAAAAACCAUCAGAACUUACUUGACGCUGCACUCGUACUCGCAAAUGCUACUGGUGCCCUGGGGGUUCACGCGCACCAGGCCGGCUGACUUCCAGGAUCUUAUGAAUAUCGCUACCAAGGCUAAGAAGGCCAUGGCCAAGGUUCACGGGACCGAUUACAAGGUCGGACCUGCUGCCGAGCUUUUGUACCCUACUACAGGUUCGUCGGAUGACUGGGCGAAGGCGAUAGCGGGCAUCAAGAACUCUUUCACUCUCGAGUUGCGAGACCGGGGAUUCUAUGGUUUCUUGCUGCCUGCUUCACAGAUCGUCCCAACGGCUAGAGAAACGUGGGCUGGUGUCCGGGUGAUUGCCCGCAUGGCUGCUACCAACACCUGAGGCCGAAAAAUGAAAAGUCAAUCCGAAUCAGACUCUUCAUCAAUAUUGACUCGUGUGGCUCAAUUAUGAUGAAAACGCCUACCAUACCGAUCUGUGUAAAUUUGGGACGUCGCUAUCGUAAUAAGUGUGCACGAUGUGUACAAAUGAAUUCUCUAUUAUUACAGGGGCGAAAGCGGAUCGAUCCAAUAGAUCGAACGUACUCAGGUUACCUGCGAUCAAAGUAUUUAUAAUGUUGAUUGUAUUUGUGAUGCUCACCCAGAGCUUCGAGUGUAUGUAUAAAGACAUUGUAUUUAUUAUCAUCAUUUGUAUAUUUAUUUUUGUGUAAUGAUUUGUGUUCCCAAGUGUAGUAUACCUACAUAUUUAUUAAAUAAUAUAGAUGAGUGUA
This is a messenger RNA of Nasonia vitripennis (jewel wasp), 2387 nucleotides long. Its product is annotated as carboxypeptidase A2-like. The coding region runs from base 197 to 2002 and encodes 601 amino acids. Gene Ontology annotation, biological process: proteolysis. The transcript has 9 exons. Lineage: Eukaryota; Metazoa; Arthropoda; Insecta; Hymenoptera; Pteromalidae. The record is from RefSeq and is a predicted model, not a curated record. Gene Ontology annotation, molecular function: zinc ion binding; metallocarboxypeptidase activity.